Patiria miniata (bat star) is the source of this 1997-nucleotide messenger RNA. RefSeq lists its product as uncharacterized. The record is from RefSeq and is a predicted model, not a curated record. Gene Ontology annotation, molecular function: hydrolase activity. The coding region runs from base 127 to 1077 and encodes 316 amino acids. The transcript is spliced from 3 exons. Lineage: Eukaryota; Metazoa; Echinodermata; Asteroidea; Valvatida; Asterinidae.
UACACUUUCAGUUUAGACUUUCCAUGUUGAAGUCACCAGAUCCAGAAACCGGAUCCAACAUUUUGCAAGUCAAGUUGUGGUCGCAAGAGGUCCGGUCUGGGGGUAAAAAACAGGAAAAAUCAAUGCAUGUUGGUCAAGAGUUUCAUGCGAACGAUUUCAUGUCAGGCUGGUUGGAAGAUGGCUCGUAUCUUUGCCAUUUCGGACAUCCAUGUCGACCACCUUGUUAACAAAGAAUGGAUACAGGGCCUGGAUUGUGCGAGAUACACCAACGAUGUGCUCCUAUUGGCUGGUGAUGUCACAGACUCGCUAGAUCUACUCAAGUCCACGUUGGAGUCACUCAAGGCAAAGUUCAAAGAGGUGUUCUAUGUUCCAGGCAACCAUGAACUCUGGAUCAGAGACAAAUCUAGUUCAGAGACCUCCGUCGAUAAAUUUCACAACAUCCUCAAGCUGUGCAGAAGAGUAGGCGUCCGCACCGACCCACAAAUCGUCGAUACAACUGAUGGCAAACGUGUCUGGAUUGUACCACUGUUUUCGUGGUACGCAACCCCUGAAGAGGACAGGCAGGAUUCUUUGUAUGUCUCAGGUCCUAGCGAGGAUCCCUCAAUGAAAUCACUCUGGAUGGACAAUCACAUGUGUAGAUGGCCUGCCGACAUAGGCAGUCGCUCAAAGUACUUCGGGAAGCUGAACGAGGAUCGCGUCCACGCUUACGACGCGCCGGUGAUUUCGUUCAGCCAUUUCCUGCCGCGGGUGGAGUUGAUCCGAGCAGAGGAGGAGGAUACGCGAUGCGUAAGCGAGGAAAGAAGAACUCUUGGCCUGUCGGCUGAGAUGCCUAAGCGACAAGGAGCAAUGGCUGGGUUCAAUUUCACACGCUACGCCGGCUGCAAGACGCUGGACCAACAGAUUCGCGAGAUCGGAUCGCAGGUGCAUGUGCACGGGCACCAGCAUCGGAACAGGGAUCGCGUGAUUGACGGCGUGCGCUACAUUUCCCAUUGUCUUGGGUAUAAGAAGGAACGCGACGAAGGCUUGACGUAUGGAAUCACUCAGUGGAAAGGACCCAAACAGGUCUGGCCCAACUGAAUAGCAACCUAAGUACGAAUGCAACAGUUUCCACAAUGUUUUAAAAAUAUAUAUAAAAAUACGCUUGGACGGCAACUCAUGCAAGGAUGAUCCCAAUUUAUUUACCAAGGUAUUUAAUGUUUAUAUUGAGUAUGUUUUACACCAAAAAGUAGAUAUUGUUUAGGAACAGAUUUAAAAACACAAGUUGAAAAAGACAAAAAUAUUACAAAAUAUACAAUGCAGUUGAAUAUAUAUAAAUACUAAUACUGCCAAUUAAAAUAAUGUUUAUUGAUGUCAUUUUUUAAUUUUUAGUCAAUCUACAUAUUUGCCAAAGUUUUACACAAGCAUUUUAUUCUCAAAGUAAAGCCAAUUUUUUUAAAACUUUGUUAUAUUAUAAUAAUUUUUAUUCAGAUUUUUUAUAAAAAGAACCGUACCAUAUAAUUUUUAAAAUUAAGAGAAGUAAAAUACAUUUCACAGUGCAUCAACGAAUUAAUUCGGGGAAAAAAAGGGAGAAAAAACGAAAAGAAUCGUGACAUAAUUAUUAAUGAGUACGUCAAUAGAUGGCGCCCUACAUGUAGACCGCAUUUUCCGGCGCCAGUCAUUUUGUGCAUCGAUUCAGUCGAUCGUUUACAGCCGCUGCGCCUCGGAUGCUAAUACGCUUUUUCGAUCACGUAAAAUACUUUACGCGUCGAUCUUUCAACCGUGCUAAAAUAUGUAAAUCAACCAUAUGGUCACUUUCUGAACGGUGGAAUAAAAGGAGAUAGGUUUUGUUUUGCGAUUGUGAAAUGAAAAUAGACUAAACUUGCAAGUCGUACGUCCGUAGUUGUGUACUUGUGUUCGCCACGAAUGACAGUUAUGAGGUUCUACCAAAAAUGAUCGAAUUUUCAGUUGACUACCAACGAAUUAAUAUACACUUCUUGAGGUCAUUGAAUAAUAUGGAC